This is a messenger RNA of Cyanistes caeruleus (blue tit), 7551 nucleotides long. Lineage: Eukaryota; Metazoa; Chordata; Aves; Passeriformes; Paridae. The record is from RefSeq and is a predicted model, not a curated record.
GAUGGGGCAUCCACAGCUUCUCUGGGGAACCUGUGCCUCAUUUAAUCUGUCAGGAUGUUUUUCAGGUCAAUGCUGUAAACAAAGCCCAAAUCAAAGCCCCCCCAAGCAGGAGAGGGAGGAGACCUCUCUUGGUUUGGGUUAGAGAACCAAGCCCUUUAGCCCUAGCUUGCAGACAAAGUGCCUGGCAACUGAGCCUCCAUCUAUUCUAGUCUCUGUUGGGCUCUGGCUUUCUGUCAGGCUUUAUGUCAUUGCUUUCUUCAAUUAUGUUUUUCUGUUAAGAUUUUCCAGGGGUUAUGCUUUUAUUCCACAUCAAAACAACACAGAUGCCACAGCAUUCCUCAAAGGAUGCAACUCUGUUCACUGGCUAUCCCAAGUUAUCAUGGAAAUUAUUACUUUCCUUAAGCAUUUAUUGUACUCAUCCAGAAAUACAAGCCUGCCCUGUUUCUAUCUGAAACACUAUGCACGGAAAGGAGAAAAUUCCACACAGUACCACAAACAUAAUUCUUGUAAGAAGGUGGUAUGUUAAUUAAUAAAGUCUGGGAGCCACUGGAUUAACAUAUUAAUGAGUUUGUUAGGCAGAGAGAGAUGAAAAGAUAUAUUUUCUUAUUAUAGUUUUGAAUGUCUGAUACCUUUAUUGUAGUUAUGUUCUAUUUCAUGUCUUUCUUACAAACAUUCUAAUAGUGUUUCUAAUAGUAUAAUUGUGUUACGUAAUUAGUUCAGCAAAGAGAAGGAGAAAUGGGGGGUUAUAGGCCAGAUGAACAUGGUCAGAACUUGAAACAGGCAGGACAGUUGUGGGAGUAGACCCUGGAAGAGGGAUCCUUUUAUAACUGAGGACCUGCAGAGACUGGGCUUUGCUUGGGAACAACAGCAGGAGUGACACAGUGGGUCAGAAAAGCCAGCUGAAAGAACUUGUGUUUUUUACCAGAGGGUUUUGAACAUGAAGACCCUGCUGAACUGGACUGGUAGGUGUGUGAAUCAGAUGUGGCAGUGGGCUCUAUGGUUUCAUGUCUUCACCACUAGUGCAGAGGAGAGAAGCUGCCUUUUUUUGCAGGCUGCUGUGAGAACAGUGAAGAAAAUCUGUAUUGGGCUGAUCCAGCCCUUUCAGUGCAGUGGGCUGAAGAUCAUUUUUGAAGUGCCUCCAGAGGAUGCCUACAGAAAUGUCAUCUUGGACCUGCAAAUCUCUGAGCUACUGCCAGCCCAGCUGGGUGCUGCUCUAGGACUGGUGGAACCAGAGCUAUCUCAUCCCCCAAAGGGGAGAUGGCAUUUCAUGGAGAUAAGCACAUUAGGAGGUAUUUGCCCACUCUGAUAUGGCCUCUGAUAGCCCUAAGCAGCAGGGCUGGUUGAACCAUCCCUUGGGCAGAAGCCAGCCUGUGGGUUGUAGGUUGGACCACAGAGAAGCUGUUAGUCAAAGUAAGUGAGGUAAAGUGGGAUUGCAGUGCCUUUGGCUAGUAGUGCCCUAACUGGCAUGGGACAGCCUUGUCACCUGGCUGUGCCCAGGGCCAGGCUGACAGUGCUUCCAACAAGUCACAGAAAAAAAUGGGGUUCCUGGAGCUGUGUGGACACCUUAAGCACUCACCUUACAUUAAAACUGACUGCUGGACAUUUUUUGGUGGGUCCACUGGCACUGUUCACUGUGUGAACCCUAAGCGAUUUUAAAUGAGAGGUACCUGCAGAAGCCUGAAUGAAAGCAAAAAUUCAUGUGUUGAGAUAUUGUCCUGCUGUUCCUUCUGCAGUCUCAGUAGUGGAGAGAUGUUAGUGUUUAAAGUUUUCUUCACCUCAGAAAACCUUCAGGGGAGAAAAAAAAAAAAAAGGAUAGAGCUUUGCAGUUCUUCAUUACAGUUUAUAUUUUUUGCAUUACUGUAGAAGUUAAAAACUCUAGUUUCAUGUCAAGAAGAGACAAAGAGUAAAAGUCAGUAAUUUCCAGUGGGUUUCCCAUGAAUCAGGAGAGGCUGGAGCUCUGACCUGGGGUCCAGGGUACAGCUGGGGCAGAAGCCUACAUUGGGGCAGUAACCACACUGAGACUGAGCAGUGGGUAUUUGGCAAGAGUUUAAAGAGAUGCUCUCCAUGAGUGCAUCUAGACUUCACAGAGGGCAUUCACUCCCAAAACUUCUCUAGUUACUUUUUAGCUGAUGUAGGGACUGCCUGAAGCCACCUGGUGGUUUUCCUCUAAGUUUCCUGCAAAAGGCUAAGAAAAACAGCCUUAUUCUUACCUAUACUGAGGUUUUUUUUUCACUGCCCUACCUACAAAAGUUAUGUGCCCUGUACUUUAUAACCCGCUUAGCUUCUCUACAUCUGUUUCAGCUGCUGUAAAGAGAAUAAAGAAGCCAAAAUACAGCCCAGGAUAAUUAUACUUUAUUCUGACACAUGUACAAAUGUUUUGGGACAAGAAUAUAAAUUUUUUUACAGAUUCCUUCUGGAUGCAUCAGGAAGGAUCAGGGGCCAGAUUCUGUCCUAAGUCCAAGUGUGUAUUGGUAUAACCACUUAAAAUCAAUAAAAUUACUCUGCGCUUACACGGUGUUAAAUUAAAAGCUAUGAAAUCAAAACCAAAACCCAUGAAAUCUAGUUUUUCAGUGUUCACAGCAAGUCAUAAAAUCCUCUAUGAUUACUUAGAAGUGGUUCUCUCUCCCAGGGGAAAAAAAAAAAAAAAGCUAAGCAGUAUUAAUCUGACCCUAUAGCCUUUCAAAGUUAGACGCCAAAUGCUUCCAUCUUAUUGAGAAGACAGCAAACUCCUCUUUUCAGUGGCGCCAUGCUAUUAUUUCCUGAGUUACAAGAUGCUGCUUCUUAAAUUCCUUGCUGGUUCAAGAUCACUUACUGAAUCCUAACUGCUGUAGGUCCAAGAUAAGCUUUACUGGGGGAGAAAUUUAUCUGUGGAGAAAGAAAGGUUCAUUUCCUGAACCUAGCAUCUGUUGGCAUCUACAGAGUAGUUUGAUGCAUUAGAGAUGGGCCCUUGGGAGAAGGAGUAACAGCGUGCUUCUAUUUUUGCAUGAAAUCAGGCUCAGCAGAGGGCAUGAUGAUGCAUGAGUAUCAGUGUGUAUCUGCUUUCUCACUGUCAUUUCCUUGGUUAGGAGAGAGGCAGAGGAUGGCAGUAACAAAAGGGAUGCAAACAGCCCUCCUCAUUACCUACUAGGGCAGUGGGGAUCUUUCUUCAUGCACUCUCUACAGACAGACAGCUGCCAGCCAGUGGUGUAACUCAUGCUGCCACUGCUCUUUGCAGGGACACAACUCUGUUUCCGCUAGCUGCUUGGCUCCAUUUGGCAUUUUUCCUUAUAGCUGAACAUUGCAUGACAAUGCAGCUGAUUCACUGCACCAGGGCUGGAGUAAGGACUGCAAUCGUGCCCUCUCAGGGGAUGAAGUGGGAGUACAGGAGUGUGAACCCAGCUCUGCUCCCAGCCUGACUUUUGGGACUUGAAAGAAAGAGGGGAGUGUGCUGUUUUAAAUAUUCACGCAUACACCCUUAGCUCCAACACUGAAGCUUUCAAGUAUUUUAGGUCAGAGCUGGUGUAACCAGCCUGAAGCAAUGCUGCAUCGUGCUGUAAUCUUGACAAUUUUUUCAACUAAAUGUGCUUGAAUCUAGUCAUUUUCCUGAUGGCUCAUCUCCAAGAAAAUGGUGUCGAUCAUUUGGUAGGUUUCAGGGCUGGAUGUGAGUCAGCUCUGAGUCAGGCAGCAGCUUUAGCUGCGUGAAGUGCUGGUCCUCCUGUGCUGGCACAACCUGUGGGGCCGCAGCUCUGCGACAGGCGCUGCUCCUGGGCCUCCCCAACAGCAGCAUGUGGGAACUUAACGCAUGGGGCACUCACAAAGCAAAGGGCCAAUUCCACAGCCCCACACUUUUGGUUCACCAGCUCAGCACUCGCAGCCUCUGAAGAUGGCAGGGUGUGUAAAUGAUACUGGUGGCAGGCAGGGAGAAGGAGAUGGGGGGACCUGUCUUGCUCCCUGCAGAGGUGCCCAUCUGACCAGGGGGUGGGCCCAGUGAGUCACUGCUGCACAAACAGCUUCCCUCCCCAGAGCCAGAAGGAAGCAAGAAAAGAGCUUUGUCCACAGGCCUCUGUCCCUGGCAGGGUGUUUCUGUUUAUAUUGACAUUUAUAUUAAGUAGGGUGGUGUCCCAGUUCUCAGGCAGUCAAGAGAAAAGCCAGACACAGCCUUGAUGGCAGCAGCCACUGUGUGUGUUGUGCAAAGCAGCGUGACUGACGGGUUCCUCGCUCUCUCUUUGUCUUUCUCUCCCCUUGCACGGCGGUGUGAUUGAAGCAACGCCCCGUGAAACAGUCCCUGAGCGCUUGCAUGUGCCGAGAGUCCCACUGGAAAUGCCUCCUCCUCUCCAUCCUCAUGUAUGGCUGCCUGGGUGCAGUGGCCUGGUGUCAGCUGGCCAGAGUCACCAAGCUCAGCUUCGAUAGCUCCUUCAAGGGCAAGUCUAUGAUCUACCAUGACAGCCCGUGCUCAGAUGGCUACGUUUAUAUCCCGCUGGCCUUCCUCUCCAUGCUGUAUGUGGUGUACCUGGUGGAGUGCUGGCACUGCCACGUCAAGAGGGAGCUGCAGUACAAGGCAGACGUGGACAGCGUGUACGAGUGCAUCAACCGCAUGCAGCAAGCCACCCCAUGCAUCUGGUGGAAGGCCAUCAGCUACCACUUUGUACGGCGAACCCGGCAGGUGACCCGCUACCGCAACGGUGAUGCCUACACCACCACACAGGUCUACCAUGAGAGGGUCAACACACACGUGGCUGAAGCCGAGUUUGACUACUCUCACUGUGGAUACAAGGACAUCUCCAAGGAGCUCCUGGGCUUGGAGAGCUAUACAGCCACCAAGCUGAGGUUCACCAAGUGCUUCAGCUUUGCCAACAUUGAGUCUGAGAACUCUUACCUGACUCAGAGAGCUCAUUUCUUCACGGAGAUCGAGGGGCUAGAUGACUACAUGGAGGUGAGGGAAGGCAUGCAGCUCAAAAACGUGGAUUUUAAAGAGCUUAUGAUGGCCUACGGAGACCCGGAUCACCUCCCGUGGUACGUGUCCCAUUAUGCUUUCUGGGUGGCAGCUGUCCUGAUGAUCUCGUGGCCGCUCAGGGUACUCAUAGAGUACCGGACUGCUUACGUCCAUUACCACGUGGAGAAGCUGCUGGGCCUGGAGUAUACGGCGCCCACGACGGCGGAGGAGCCCUUGUACCGGUACCGCAUGCCCCGUGACACCACGCAGGACAGCACCGAGCUGGAGUGGCACAUCUGCACCAACCGGCAGCUGAUCCCCAGCUACUCGGAGGCCAUGCUCAUGGACCUGGCCAACUCCCCGGCCUACAACAGCUACACGGUGUGUCGGUACGGCCAAACGGCCCACGGCUGUGAACGCUGCAACCGUGCCUCCAGCACCUCCUCCAUCUUCUCACGCCACGCUUUCCACAGCUGCAGCGGCAACUCCCGCCUCUCCCUCAACACCAGCCGCUUCUCGCUCUGCCGCGUCCAUGGCUCCCACAGGACAGGCCUCUGGAGGAGCCGCAGCAGCAGCAUUGCAGACCGGGGCUGCCAGGACGAGCAGUGCUGCUCCUACUCCAGCCAGCUGGCUGUCAACGAGAACCCCCCAACCUACCACGAUGCCAGAUUCUUCCCUGUCCUGAUCGUGCACAGGCCGGAGGGGCAGGACAGGCGGCAUUUCUACAUCAGGCGUUCCUCCUGCCUAGAAACCUCUCUGUGACAGGCCUUGGUGGUUACUUGGCUCCUCUGCUCUGGGACAGGGAUUGCAGAGGUGACACCGGUGAGGAGCCUGAGAGUGUCAGUCUCUACAGCAGGUCAGCAGGAUGAGUUUCAGCUCUUCCCCCUGCCAUUGAAAGAGGACUUAGAGACUCUGACCAAUACCUAACCUCAUUUCCACGAUCUCCUGCCCCUCCACCUGGUCUCCCAUGUCUUUCAUUCCCCAUUCCUCUCUUUCACACCUCACCCUUCCUCUGCUCCUUGAUUCCCUGCCUCUCCUCCCAUCUCCCCCUCAUUCUUUUUUUUCACAUUUCAGUCACAGCAUUUGAUUGUUGUGGCUGCUGGAGGAUUUUAAAUGCUUGUGCUUUGCCAGUACAUUUGUCCUCCUGGAUGCUUUGCAAGGUAAGAACCUCAGAUAGAGCAAGGCACAAGGCACACAGCCAGCCAGAGCCAAGUCAAAAGGAGAACUCAGAUCUGCAGGCGCUGAGUCACCUCCUGCAAACCCCAAAUGAGGUGCUUAUUUAAAAAAUUUAUUUUCCACAUAUUUUUUCCUCUUUUUCUGUCAUUCCUUCUCUCCUAUGUUCAUGUUCUCCUCUCGCUUUACCCUCUACUUCCCUUUUUUUUCAGUUCUCUCACUUCUGCUUUCCAUUUUUUCUGGGGUUUUGCCAGUGAGGAUAUCUCCCAGGGUGUAAUUUUCUUCCAUUGGGCACAAGUAAGGUAUUCAUGGCACAAAUGUCACUGACUGCUCGCACAGCCACAAAUGAAGCCCCUGAGAAGUGCUGAGGACUUUCUUUCAGGAGCAGUGAUAUACACCGAUACGGCAAAAUGCCCUUUGCUCACCCUGCCCUGCCUGGUCUGUAGACACUGCUGCAUUUCCAACUGUAGUUUACCUUGUCCAGCUCCACCCCUGAUAGCAAUCGUGGAGAGCCAUAAUGUAGAUUAGUGCCCUGUUAAUGCCACUAUUUUUAGGACAGUAGGCCUGGUUUGUGGUUGUUUCAUUCCUUCAACUUGAGCGCAGCAGCACAGGCUUGACAAGGGGAGAGGGGCUGGAGAGAGAAAGGUAAAUAAGGUAUUAACCCUCCCACAGAGAGUCUGGAGCUGUUAGGAAGCUCUUCCACCCACAGUGUCUAUUACAGCAGUUAUAGGACUGCCUACAUUACCUUUCAGCUUUCUGUGUGCCCUGAGGAGGGCUUUUGGUCUGUAGCCCACUUCACCUUCCCAGGCGAGAUGUGGUGCCACCCCAGCCCCAGGCAGGGAGCACAGCUGGGAGCCAACCUCCCUGGCCACUCCUGCUGGGGCUCCAGGCUCUUCCUGCAAGGCUUCCCUUGGAGCAGGUAUAGCACCUUCCAGAAUUAGUGCCAGCCUCUCCAAAUCCAGAAGGUGUCUGGUCCUGACGGAGCAUGCCACUGCACUCUGGGCUGUGGGCUCUGCCCCCUGGCCUGGCCCCUCCGAGAGCCAGGGCCUGCUCCAAGAACCUCGUGGCCACGCUGAGGACCCACCAGGGACCUCACACCUGCCAAACCUCCGUCCCACAAGGGAUGGUUGUAUACUGAGCAAGCUCAAUGCCAUUUUGUCAUAUGGCUGGUGGAGAUUAUUAUCCACUCUGAGUCACAGGAGAACGCAAUAAGAUCGCAAUACAUAUGGUCACUCUCAAAACCAGUGUUGUCUCACCCUACCUUACAAGUAGGUAAGAAACUGCCCCCAGAGGGGCUGGCAACAAGUGCUUCCUCCCAAGUCCAUUUUGUGUGUAUCAACAUGUAAUAUGAAAUUUGUAAAGUCAUAUUGAUAUGUGUAGAUUAUAUGUAACUCUGCGUACUUAUACAGUGAUUUCUUAUGGCAUUGACUGUUGCACCAUGUUAAAUACAUUUUGGUUUUGUUUGA